This is a messenger RNA of Kazachstania africana CBS 2517, 2088 nucleotides long. RefSeq names its product Kar9p (gene KAR9). Gene Ontology annotation, cellular component: mating projection tip; spindle pole body; cell cortex. The record is from RefSeq and is a predicted model, not a curated record. Gene Ontology annotation, biological process: nuclear migration along microtubule; mitotic spindle orientation checkpoint signaling; establishment of spindle localization. The transcript has a single exon. NCBI's taxonomy places the organism in Eukaryota, Fungi, Ascomycota, Saccharomycetes, Saccharomycetales, Saccharomycetaceae. The coding region runs from base 1 to 2088 and encodes 695 amino acids.
AUGGCGCAAGCUUAUAGCGGCAGUGGUGUUAUUUCUCACAAUCUCAUUGUGAAACUUCAAGGAAUCUUGGAGUUCUUGCAAUCUGUUUCAGAUUCUCGAAACAUUUAUGAUAAACUAAUUGAACUAGAAGAUAUUUUGAAGGAGUUUGCCAAAGAAAUAUCCUUCAGAAUAUCGGAUGAGUUUCUAGAUACUAUAACUAAAACAGAGGAACUAAUAGAACUAUUGAGCGAAUUGAGUUUGCAUAGGGAGGACUAUAACCAACUUAUAAAAAUCAGCAAAGAAGCCAUUGAUCCCAUUUUAUUGCAUCUUAUUGAUGUUGUUGAGGGCGAAAAUGACAAAUCUAUGGCGGAAUAUUAUGAUUCAGUCUUUGAUGCUAUUGAAAAUUGUAAUAAACUAAAAAUUCAGGUUGAAUUGAGUUUGAAUACCAUCAAAGAGUUUAUCGAUAUACAAACGGAGUUCAAUGAGAUUUUAGCCGAUAAUAUUGAAACAUUGGAUAGUAUAAUUGAUGAAAAUAUUACUGAUUUCUUUAAAAUUCAAAGUGACAGGAAUGCAUCACCCAUACGACACCAGCCAUCUUUUACAUUGAAUAAGCUCAUUAAGUUACUUACAGUAGACGCAAAUGCUGAAACCAGCAGCAAAAGAAGCAGCCAAUUUGAGUUAGAGCCCAAGUUGCCUGUUUUCUCGUCAUUUGAAAAAGAAGUUAUGAAUGCAUUGAUGGAUUUGAGAAAGAGUCUAAUUCCUAUUGAAACAAGUAUAGUAGAAAUUCUGCCUAAAAGAAUCAAGAGUUUUCAAGAUUUUAGAAUUGGGAGGUUUAAAAAAGUAAGCAUAUUGGUAAAAGUCCUUGAUAGUCAAUACAAACUCAUUUUGAAGAAAUUUAUAUUUUUGAAUAAUGAACUUAAAGUGCUGAAACGAGAAAUGAUUGACGAUAGAUGGAAUGUGAUUUUCAGAAAUUUGAAUAUUGAACUCAGACAUUUGAUGAACGAACUUGAUGACAUCUACAAUAAAUCGAAGGAAAUCAGGUACAAUGAGAGCAUUGAGUUUAAUUUCAAGACGCAACUGGCAGAUAAAACUAAGAUUGUGUCAAAAACGUUUAACAUCAUCUAUAAAGCUAUUGAAUUUUCUCUGCUAGAUGCAGGCAUUGUUGCAGAGACAAAUGGUUUGGCGAAGAGAUGGGUUGACUUACGGCCAAUUAUAGACAAUUUACUGGCACCAUCCAGGAGCCUUAGCUCUUCUGUAUCAGUAACAUCCUCUCUUUCAAGAUCAUCGUCUUUAUUAUCUGUUGAAUCGACAUCAUCUGGCAUGAUACCCUCAGAUUUUCCAAAACAAAGAAUGGAUAACGAUGUUGACGGGGUUGGUAAUAAGACUAUCGAAUCCAUUACACGCGAUCUACGGAAAUUCUCUCUUGCUUCAAAUAUGAGCGAAAAAGAGAGCCAGUAUAAAGAAGAGAUUGAUUCUGAAAUGGUUAAGAGUAAAAGGAAAAAAUAUCGAACUUCCAUACUGGAAACGAUGAAUAUCAAGCCAGUACUAGUUUUUGAUAAUAAAUCUGCCGAUGAGGAUAAUCCAUUUUUUGAUACGUCUGGUAUUAGGGAAGAGAAUUUGGUAUUGGGGUCUCUUCCAAGAUUAUCUCAUCGCGAACACAUACAACAAAGUUUGACCUAUGAUCAUGGUUACAAUAAUAAUAAUAGUGAUAUAGAGAAUAGUACUGAUAGUAACAUGGAGGCAACAAUGAUAGCAGAAAACUACAGGACCAAUUCCCGUUUACUGGGUGAGGACGCAUAUAUGUCCUAUCAUAAUGUCUCUGAAGUUUCAACGGUCGCAAAUACUCCAAAUUCUAAUCUCUCCAAAGGACGUUUAGUUGAAAAAUUAGAGAAAGCAAAAUGGGAAUACCAUGCUGCACAAGAGAGCAAGAUACCAAGGAUCAACACAAACUACAGCGGGGUCAAAUCAACAAAUUUUUACACAACUUUUGAAAAGGGGGAUAUUCAAAUUGUUGAUGGUAAGCUAACUAGGCAUAACCGUCUCAGGGCACCCACGCCCAUGUCACAACUUUUGACACCGGUGAGUAACAGAUCUCAUCAUAGCAGUUGA